CGUUGAUCGCCAGUCGAAGUAAAACAGCUAGUUGGAACCGGAAUGGCAUACGGAAUAAUUUUUUAUGAUCUUGCUCAAGGCCCUACUGCGUAUAUACCGGAUCAAGGUUCACUUGUUUGAUUGCUCCUUUCGCCAAGCUAGAAGACGAGGCUGUGGCUUUCAGGUUGCAUGGCAAAUAUUCAUAUUACUGGUUGAAUACAAUUGACGAUGAUCUUUUCUGAUUCUCGGCGCUAAAAUGAUGAGUUGGCUCCGCCCCCAAGUCAUUUGUCCUGUUCUCAAUCCCACUCUGCUGAUCUUCAACACUGGGAACAGCAUCGUUUUCUUGAUCUCAAAAAUUACCACAACGUCUUCAAGACAGCUAUCGAAACUGACUGAGAAAACCGAAAGAAAUGAAUACACGCCGUCCUCUGCACUGUGGCGACUACAGUGUCGGCUGGAUAUGCGCCCUACAGUGUGAGCUGGACGCUGCCAGACGAGCAUUAGACGAAAUACACGACCCUAGCAUCGAACUGGCAGAAAGCGACAAGAAUACAUACAGCUACGGGGAGAUCCAUGGUCAUAAUGUGGUGAUAACGUGUCUACCAUCUGGUGGAUAUGGAACGACGCCAGCAGCGGUUGCUGCGCAACACAUGAAUGCCAGCUUUCCAUCGUUAAGGUACAGGUUCAUGGUUGGAAUUGGAGGAGGCAUUCCCAGCGAGACCAACGACAUACGACUGGGUGAUAUUGUGGUGAGCAAGCCAGAAGGGAAAAACCCAGGUGUCAUCCAGUAUGAUAUGGGAAAGACGCUGCCGUCUGGUCGGUUCGAAGAAGUUGGAAUACUGAACAAACCCCCUCGAGUCCUCCUAAACGCGAUCCCUCAUUUGCAAACAAAACAAGACUUUGAUCAGCGACUAGCGGCGGCGAUUGCAACGAUUGUGGCAAAUGGCGAAACUAUACUGCACAUCCCAGAAAGCCAAUUGGAUCGUCUGUUUCACCCGACCUACGCUCACCCAGAGUCAAAUUCAACCUGUGACGAGUGCGAUCGGGGAUGGCUAGUGGAUAGAGAAAAGCGAUAUUCUGAAUGCCCUCGUGUGCAUUAUGGACUGAUUGCGUCUGGUAACCAAGUGAUGAAGGAUGCGAUAACUCGAGAUAAGCUUACGAAAGAUCGAAACGUCCUAUGUUAUGAAAUGGAAGCAGCUGGAUUGAUGGACGAUUUUGAAUGCUUGGUUAUACGAGGGAUAUGCGACUAUUCGGACUCGCACAAGAACAAAAUCUGGCAGCCUUAUGCAGCCGCUUCCGCGGCGGCAUAUGUGAAAGCAUUGUUGGAAGUUUUGCCUCGGCGUCAGGCUCAAGAAAACUCGGAACAGAAAGUGCAGAUACCUCACGAGCUGAGAAACUAUCUAAACCGCUUGUAUGUGACGGAUCCGAGUGAGAACAGGCGAAGUCUCAUGGCACGGAGAGGGGGGCCGACCGAAAGCACUUGCCAGUGGAUCUUUGAGACUAAAGAGCUAGCCAAAUGGUUAGACCCCAGAGCGGAAGGGAGUCGCCCUGAAGAUAGCAUAUUUUGGCUUCAUGGCCUACCGGGAAGUGGAAAGUCGACAAUGGCCAUGUGUCUAACAGAAGGCCUAGAGCGGCGGUUUGUCAACCUCGAGCAAGAAUCAUUCGCGUACUUCUUUUGCGAGGCAAACCACGACACACAGAACACCGCUACAACCAUUCUCAGAGGGAUCUUAUGGCAGCUGGUGCGCCAAAAUCCAAUCCUCGGAGAUUCGCUUGUUCAAAAGUUUCAUGAACGCCAGGAUACAUUGCUUCGGUCAUUUGAUGCUCUCUGGACCGUUUUUACAGAAAUAAUUGUCGAUCCUAGGUGCGGAGUUUCGUACUGUGUUAUCGAUGCAUUAGAUGAGUGCGACAAUGAGUCACAGAUCCUUAUCCUCCAGCAGCUGAAACUCAGCUUCCUUGACCAACCUUGGCACGAGUUCACUCAAAAUGUUCGCAUCCUGAUCACUAGUCGGCCCUACCAAGAGAUCUCCGAAUACCUUCGUCUAUUUCCUUCACAGGAUCUUGCAAAGUUUGAAGAAAGGGCUAGAGAUAUCGAGGUCUUUAUUGAAAAGAGGGUCGAUGAGUUGCACAAGCAUAAGAGCUACCCAGACGGAAUGGCCAGUCAAAUACGAAACAUAUUGCAGGAAAAAUCAGAGGGCACGUUUCUCUGGGUUGGAUUGACGUGUGAAGAUCUGAUGAAAGUCGGCGUGCAAGAUACACUGCCUUUCCUUGAAAGGCUGGCACCCGGCCUGGAUAGGCUCUACAAAAGUCUGAUGGAGAAAGCAUUCGAGAGCGAGGUGAAGAGGGACACAGUCUACUCUAUCCUCACUGUUGUUGCAGUCUCACGAAAGCCACUUACCCUGUUUCAACUCUGCAUGGCCUGUUCCCUCCACGCUGGAGAGGAGAAAGACCGGAGAAUUGCGUUCACAAGAGAGGACAUUAAACUCUGCCGCCUAAUGAUUGUGGAGCAUGACGGGAUUGUCAACCUUCUCCAUAAGUCAGUACAUGACUUUAUCUUCAAAUCUGAUCUGACCCAGCUUCCAACUGCUGAAGAGUCACAUGCUCGGCUUGCAUAUUCCUGCAUUAACUACACUGCACAACACUUUGGGAAGCCUCUCGGACGUCUUGAAAACUUGCUAAAUGACCUUGAAUUACAGCAAUGGGAGGCAGAGAGGGAUGGUGAAUUGAUUGAAUAUAUCAGGGAGGAAGAUUCCAGAUGGGAUGAAUUCAUACCGUAUUGUAUUCAAUACUGGAUGGAGCACGCCCACUUUGCCGGUCCCAAAUUUGAUGUUGAUCACGUCACGGAGACCCAUUUUCUCACUCUAAAGUCUCUUUCUCGCGAACGAUGGCUGCGAUGCUACAGAUUAAUUUACCGCAGGGUUCCAAAGAACCUGGGGCUAUUACACAUCGCAGCAAAAUGGGGCAUACCUGCGUUUAUUCCUUUCGUCCUUGGUGAGCAGUCGACAGAUGAUGGUAACUACUACAUUGAUACCGAAUUCCUGACAGACACCCACUCUACACCUCUGGAAGAGGCUGCGGAAUCGGGAAACACGGGAAUAUUUACUGAGUUGGUGUCCCGAAGUCAUCCUGCAACGGUCAUCACAGGCUCUGUUCUAACUGCUGUAUUUCGCCAUAACGCCAACCGUGGCGACCUGAUCUCCGGGCUGCUGAAGAAUAUGGGCCAUCGGAUAGUUGUGACUGAGGACAUGGAGAUAGCUGCAGCCGAGAGUGAUGGUGAAGCACCGGAGAUAUUAAAGCACCUGCUGGCUCAUCGAGACAGAAGGUCACAUGCCACUGGGCCUCAUAUCAGCGAGUCUGUGCUUGUCGCAGCAGCUAAAAAUGAAGACAAAGGAGAGCAAACUAUGAAGUUCAUGCUGGAUUAUCUCAAUCAUGAAGUCGCGGUGACUGAGGAACUUCUUAAAGUCGCAGCAUCAAACACCAAGGAUGGUACCAUUCUCAUGGAGAUGCUUCUUGAACACUGGAAAGAGAACGAUAUUCCAGAGAGCGUCAUCGCUGCAGCAGCCGAAAAUGAGACCGAGGGACCAUUCGUCAUCAAGGUACUACGAACACGGGUGGCUCAUAGCAUGCAAAUUACCGAUUUUAUCCUCUCGUGCGCUUUCAGAAACAUCGAGAGCGGCAUCGAUUGUCUUGAGCAGUUGUGGAAGGAUUCAUCACAGCCCCCUGUACUUGGACGAUUCGCAAUCCCGAGACGGUAUGAUGAGCGUGCUAAAGAUGAGCCGGCUUUGUUGUGGGCUCUUUCAAAACCACGCGAUUCUGUCGUUGUAUCUGAGGAUGGAGCCCGUGCGAUCUUUGGAGCUCGAAGUGUGGCGGCCAUAAAAAAGGUUUUGGCCCUACGUGAAGACGUUAUGGAUCUGCCAGAAGAUCUACUUGUGGCCGCUGCGAGUAACCGUCACCAUGGUCUAGCUAUAUUUACAUUCCUGUUCCUAUCCUACUCACAGCGCCUCCUGGUGACUGAGAGAAUGGUUGCAGAAGCCGUAUGGUCGAACAGGGAGACACUGGAUAUCCUCUUGGCACAUAAACCAAUGGGUCAGGACGUGGUGAAUCGAGAAGCCAUUAGGAACGCCGCACAUCUGGAAACUGGUGCACUAGAUGUUAUGAACACUCUACUCAAUGCUAAGACAGGAUCAAUCAUGAUUGAUUAUGACUUACUGUGGAGAGUAGAAUAUCCUGCUACACAUACUGAGGCCACCAUGAACCUUUUUUUACAACAGAAAAGCACCACUGCCUUCAUCGAUAUUGACCUAAUCAAAGCUCUGAACUACAAGGACUGGAAAUUGAAUUUUAUGGAACGAAUUCUGGCCAUGCCAGAGGAUCGAGUCACGAUUUCGUGUUGGGCUAUUGACUCUAUUGCCAGAAGGUAUGGGCGAAAGAAUACCGAGCUGCUGCUCCUUCACCGGGGGGUUGAUGCUAUCGAAUAUGGCACUGCAAAAUUCAUUCUUCAAAGUUAUGACGUGGACUUAAUAAUCCUUAUGCUAGAUCGAUGGGAGUUCGAAAUGACCCGGGAAUUGCAACAUGGCGCAUCUCUUAAUGCCGAUGCCCCUGGGACUUUGUCCACUCUUCUAGAGCGUACCUCAGGAGAAUUACCCUUCGAUGAAAAAGUAUUGGAGAUUGUUGUCAGCAAAUGCGAGCCACAUGUCAUCGAACAAUAUUUCCAGCGCCUAUCGCUUCAAACAGAAUCAAGAGAGAUGCUUGAUAUUCUGGCAUUCUGUCAGUCGAGAUCCGGAUACACCCAGUCUUUGAUCCAACUGCUAUUGCAACGCCGUGAAGAUGCCAGCGUUAAGAAGAAAUUGUUUGAAGGGAUUGUCGAGUCGUGCACUGAAUCCGAAGUAGUAACCGCACUACGACAAAAUGAAUUUGCAAAUACACUGGGGCCAAGCGGAAUGUCCACGGAUUCUAUGGCUAGGGCAGCUUUGAGAAACAUAAAAAGCGGCAGUGCGGUAUUCAAGCUCCUGAUUGACGACGAUGAUGCUCUGAAGCUCAAUAUCGAUGCGGAACUGAUCUACGGCAUGUUACGAGUCUUAGAUUCAAAAACAAUACAGCUUAUAGCUCAGAACAAGCCCAAUAAGCUCCCAGGACUGAACAUGAUCUUGGUUCUUUCAGCAGCUGCAGAGAAUUGCAGUUGCGGCGACAAAGUUAUCGAGUCAAUUCUGAACAUCAAUAGUGACAUACCCAAGAACAAGCUGUUCAAACAACGGUCCCCAUCUCUUUACUUGAAAAGCCAUCAAGGCCCUUGGCCAGUUACCGAAGCUACCAUGGAAUCGGCUGCUGGGAACCAGAGGCUGGGGCAGAAGAUCAUGCGACUAUUGCUAGAAGUCCACCCUGACAAGGUAUGGAUUACAGAUAGUGGGUUGAGGGGGAUAAUCAAGAACUUUGGCAUUGGGAUAAUCCGAGAGGUAAUGUCAGACGACAGACUCCAAGUGGAUAUAGACCAUGGCAUGAUUGAAGCAGGGGUGAGCAAUCGGCUUGACGGUCCGGACGUUCUUGAGCUCUUGCUCUCACAGGUGACAACGCAAGUCGAGAUCACAGGAAAAACAAUUUCUAUCGCUUUGGAAAAUACAAGUCACUACAAAGUCUUAUUACAUCAAUUGAUUGCAAGCGACAAGAUCCAUUUCGGCCAGGCCGCCAUCAUGGAGGCGUUGAAAACCCCGGAUUCCACCAUAAUCACAGAAUUAAUCCCGUCCCGCGCCGAGCAGAUCGCAAUGAAUGAAGUGUGUCUUUCAGAGGCUAUCGUCAGCCAAAGACACUCGCCUGCUCAUAUUUUCACCAUAUUCAAGUAUCUUUCCAAACUGAAUCAGCCAGUGACUAUCACGCCUAAGAUAAUAAGAAAUAUAAGGGAUUGUAGUCAUGGGCUGCAGGUGAUUCAUGAAGUCUUGAAUUACCGAAAUGACAAACUCCGUGUCACAGCACCUGCCAUGGCUUCGUUCCUUGAUUUGUAUAGUAAAUUUCUUGAUUCAGACUCGCCAGACUUUCCUGAGCAACUGAACCAGUGGUGCGAUUGUGUCGCUGUGUACUUCAGACAUUCGAGGGAGCAGAGGUCUGUUGAUGACGACAUACUGGUGGCGAUUCUACGUGCAAACCCAGACACCCGAUAUCUGCGCCGGGUUGGUGCACAGUUUUCAAUACCUGCGGUUGAAAAUUUUAUUUUUCCUCUGAUAUGUGGGGCAAGGGGUGAUUCUGGGGAGGAUAGCCUGGGUCAUUUUGCCUUACACCGGAUACUUAAAAACGUCCACUCACCGGCGGGCUUGACCGCAGGAGGCUUGAUAUCCAUCAUCAAACCGAUGUAUCCGAUGAUAGCAUUGGAAAUAACGCGGCUACCACACGAGGGCUUUCGAAUGUGUCAAGAAGUUGCCAUCCAGUUGACUGAGGUUGCAGACGAAAAGGUCAUGGCGAUGAUAUUCGACAGGGAUUACGGAUGCAUUCAGGUCACAGAAGAUAUGCUGCUUGCUGCCGCUGGAGGGUCUUCCCAGGUCCUCAUCUAUCUACUGGGUCUGGCUCCAACGAGCAUCAGCCCCGAAAUUAUCAUUAGAGCGCUAGAGAACGAUGGAAUUUCCGCCAGUAUUAUUCAGCCUCUUGUGAGACAUCUCCCAAGCCAAAUUGACAUCAAUAAGGAUUUAUUCGUCGCAGCCGCAGACAAGUCUUCGAUUUCCCUCGAAACAAUCCAGGCCUUUAGCACGCCAUUGAGCUUUCAAAAUGAUACCAGCGAAGCUGUCCUCAUCAGUAUACUCAAGAAGAACAGUUGCGAUGAACGGCUGAUGGAAAAGCUUCUGCAGGGGUCGUUCCCAUUGCCAGUCAUAGAGGAAGCCAUAGUUGUGGCCUCCCAUUCUGCUCACCGUACACCGAAAUUCAGUGGGACCAUUUACUGAACAACAUGUUAUGGAUCUACUGGCGAAGAUGAUUGAUCGGGGACCCCCGAGCGUUGAGUUCCUGGACAUUGCGAUACCACCUUUCAAGGCAGGUAAUUUGCAGUUCAUAAGAAAUCGGUUCGAGGGCCUCAGGGACAUGGAUCCGGCAUUGGCCUCUUCAUCUCUUGAUAAAUCAGACUUUCUCCAGCUUCAAAAUAUCCUCACAACCAAAGGCCUCCUGGGCACUAUUGAUGGAGACAAGUGUGGCAGGCAUUUUCUUGAAACCAGCACCCUAGGUUCGAAGUCUGAAGAGAGCAAUCCAUUUUUUCAUGAUAUAAUUGUUACCGAAGAGAUGGUGCGAUACAAGGCCUCAGUUUACAGGCGAGGUGACCCCAUAGGAUUAUUGUUACGUCAACAGACCCACCUGGUCAUUGUGAC
Aspergillus steynii IBT 23096 is the source of this 7319-nucleotide messenger RNA. RefSeq lists its product as uncharacterized. The record is from RefSeq and is a predicted model, not a curated record. Gene Ontology annotation, molecular function: catalytic activity. Bases 390 to 6902 code for a protein of 2170 amino acids. NCBI's taxonomy places the organism in Eukaryota, Fungi, Ascomycota, Eurotiomycetes, Eurotiales, Aspergillaceae. The transcript has 2 exons. Gene Ontology annotation, biological process: nucleoside metabolic process.